GAUGAAGGAGAAGGGCGUAAAGUGUAACAGAUUCACGUAUGGGAUCCGGCUAAAUGCAUAUGCUGCUGCUUUGAGGCAGUUGAGAAGAUUCUUGCACAGUGGGAAUCGCAUCCAGAUUGUCGUUUGGAUUGGAUGAACUAUGCGGCUGUGGCAAAUGUUUAUAUAAAAUCCGGAAACGAGGACAAGGCUUUAGCAAUGCUAAAGAAGUCUGAGGAGCUGAUACCAAAAUCUGUGAGACGGAGGGAAGCAUAUGAGCACCUCAUGCCCCAAUAUGCAUCACUAGGGAAGAAAGAUGAGGUCGUGAGGCUAUGGGAACUCUACAAAGGUCAGUUGAAAGUAUACAAUAAGGGUUAUAAAGUCAUGAUAACCUCACUCUUGAAGAUUGGCGACAGUGAGAGUGCCAAAAAGAUCUAUGAGGAGUGGGAAUCUCAGUAUUCACGUUAUGAAGUUCAUCCCAAUCACUUGAUUGCUUAUUAUGCCAGAAAAGGUCUUCUUGACAAGGCUGAAGCUAUCAUUGAAAAGGUUAUACAAAAGGGUGCGGAACCUGAUGCAAAGUCAUGGUGCUCUUUGGCAAAAAUCCAUCUUGAUCAUGAUCAAAUUGAGAAGGCAGUUGAGAUUUCGAGAAAAUCACUUUUGGCUGUGAAGCCAGGUUGGAAAAUUGACAAGGAUGUUUGGGCGGCCUGUCUCAACUACUUGAUGAAGAAACCUGAUCCAGAGGGUGCCAAGGAAUAUAUAAAGUUACUCGGUGAUAAGAACGUUAACAACACAAAAUCACAGGAGCGACUGUUGGAAUAAGAUAAAUGAGGCGGAUUUUACCUCCAUAACAGCAGGUGAAAUGGAAUGUGAUGGUGCAAAUGGAGAUGAAGAAGCAAGUGGGUUUUCAGAAGUGGAGCGGAGUGGUAGCUUCUAGCAAAUGAAAUUCAUGUCAGCCACAGCUUCUCAGUUUAAGUAGCAAAUGCAGUGAAGUGGAGGUACAUGUAUGAAUGGUUCUUAGGAUAGUUUCAUUAUCUUCCUGUGAAUACAACGCGUUGAAUCUUUAUGUCUGACAAUGGAGUGUGCUGCAAGUGCAACAUUGACUCAUUGAUGGUUAAACUGAUUCUCCUGUUUUUCGUUAAUAUGAACUAGUAGUCGCUACAAAAUGACCUCAGUGAAGUUUGAAAGCCAUUGUUCUGAAAUAAUGCCCACUUGAGUUGCUUGUUUAUUGUGCUCAAAGGCCGUCUGAUAACGCUUCUCAAAUUUCAAGUCAGGAUAAUCAUAAUGGAAGUGCUUUGAUGAUAAAUUAGUCAUUUUGUUAUGCAACGCACAAAUUGUCCUAGUUCCCCAGUAUGAUUGUUUUGUCGAUAUGCUGUACGAUUCGGAUGUAAUUCGUACACAGUAUUUUCUUAUGACGGAUAAUAUGUACAUACUAGUAACUUUACCCGUGCAACUUACAUGUAAAACUGACACGUAUGU
Molecule: messenger RNA, 1452 nt
Organism: Argentina anserina (silverweed cinquefoil)
Lineage: Eukaryota; Viridiplantae; Streptophyta; Magnoliopsida; Rosales; Rosaceae
Product: pentatricopeptide repeat-containing protein At2g20710, mitochondrial-like
Cellular component (GO): mitochondrion
Molecular function (GO): protein binding
Source: RefSeq, a predicted model, not a curated record